This is a messenger RNA of Neolamprologus brichardi, 2396 nucleotides long. RefSeq names its product chemokine (C-C motif) receptor 12a (gene ccr12a). Gene Ontology annotation, cellular component: external side of plasma membrane; membrane. The record is from RefSeq and is a predicted model, not a curated record. Lineage: Eukaryota; Metazoa; Chordata; Actinopteri; Cichliformes; Cichlidae. Gene Ontology annotation, molecular function: C-C chemokine binding; C-C chemokine receptor activity. Gene Ontology annotation, biological process: calcium-mediated signaling; positive regulation of cytosolic calcium ion concentration; immune response.
CGUGAAUCUUCCAGAGGCUCAGCAUUCUUGGGUUCCUUGUUGUCCAUUUUGCACUCUCUCCACGGGGUAAACCGCAGCCAUGGACGAUGGAGACGACCAAUUUAAUCUCUUUAUGUAUCUGUUUAACAACACGGAGACGACUGACCAAAGCUACGUGGUCAGUGAAACUGUCCAGCUCUGUGACAAGAAAGGUGUCAAUGAAUUUGGUGCAAAAUUCAUCCCAGUUUUCUACUACGUCAAUUUCCUCUUGAGUUACCUUGGCAACGGGCUUGUCCUCUUCAUCAUCUACAAGUAUGAGAAGCUCAGCACAGUGACAAACAUCUUCCUCCUGAAUUUGGUCCUGUCCAAUAUCCUGUUUGCCGCCAGCCUCCCCUUCUGGGCCACGUACCAUCUAUCUGAGUGGAUGUUUGGAAAUGCCCUGUGUAAGAUGGUCAGCAGUGCCUACUUCAUUGGUUUCUACAGUUCCAUCCUCUUCCUUACACUUAUGACAUUUGACAGAUACCUAGCAGUGGUGCAUGCAGUGGCAGCUGCCAAGAGCAGGAAAAAGCUAUAUGCUAUCAUUGCAUCUGUGAUCGUUUGGUGCAUCAGUGUUGCAGCGAGCGUCAAAGAGCUGGUUCUUCGAAACGUCUGGAAGCACGCUGUCACUGGACUGAUGUGCGAGGAGUCCGGAUUCUCAGAUGUCACCAUGAAGCACUGGCAUCUUUUCAGUUACUACCAGCAAUUUCUGCUCUUCUUUCUUCUCCCCCUGUUCAUGGUGAUGUACUGCUACAUCAGCAUCACCAUACGCAUCAUGUCCACCCGCAUGAAAGAGAAGUGCCGUGCCAUAAAGCUCAUAUUUGUCAUCAUCUUCACCUUCUUCGCCUGCUGGACUCCAUAUAAUAUCGUCAUCCUUCUUCGAGCGAUACAGAUCUCCAGUUCCAUUGAAGAGUCGUGUUCUAGCGCAGAAAGCUUGGACUAUGCACUUUAUGUGACCCGAAACAUCGCCUAUUUGUAUUGUUGCAUUAGUCCUGUGUUUUACACCUUUCUAGGAAAGAAGUUUCAGAGCCACUUCAAGAGGCUGGUGGGUAAGAAGAUUCCUUGUUUGAAGAGACACAUUAGCAUCAAUAGCCAGAGCACCAGGACAACGUCACAGCGGACACCACACUCUUUAUAUGAGUACUAAACACCCACAUGUGUGUUGGUCUAUUGUUGUAACGUCUCUCGCUGAUGCGUUCUUUAGGCCAUCUGUCACCAAUGUAACUGGCAAAGGUCCGAGAUGAUUGCUACAAUCAUUUUGUUACAUCCCUACAUUCCAUUUUUCAGUAAUGCAGUAAUGUAACAUUUUACUGUAGCAAAUUCAGUAAUUACAUUAGUUACAAUUAUGUUGUUACUUACAAAGGUUCUUCACUUGUCUAAGUAAGUACAAGUUGGUUUUUCCAGCACAUUUCACAGACAGAUGUCAGAUCUGUGCACCAAGCAGAUACAAAAACAAAAUCUGUUUCAUCUUUAUAUGUUUUUUUCUUCCUGCUACUUGAACAACUGAUUUCAGUUCAUGUGCGAGUGGAGGAAAAUGCUGGAGCUUUUGGGAAACGUGAACAUUUAUUUUUCUUGUAUAAUAGCGUGGUAGCACAGUGCAAACUGCAUCCAGGGCAGAAAAAAACUCUUUAUACUGCUAACACAACUUUGGCUCAAUCAUCGGCUCAGACAGCAUGCUAAUGCAACGCUAGCAGAGGGAUUUUAAAGCCGAGUCUUUGCCAACCCAAGCUCAGCAGACAGAACUUGAACUGCAACAGGUACCAAAAAGUGAUUAGCAGUCAAACUUCCAGUGUCCUGUGGCGACCGCUUUGAACUCUGGUUUCAUCUUUGCUUUGUGUUCAUAUGUAAAUACUAGAAAGAAAUCAUAUAGGUAGCCUAAUGUGCAACGAAUCCUUCUCUUAUUAAACAUAAACAUUGUAGAAAUACUGCUGAAGUGUACUUUUAUUUGAUACAAUUAUUAGGCUACUUAAAAUCAUAUUGCCUUGAAUUAUAAUGCAUGUGAAACUUUGAUAUUCUGAAUCUUUGUUUGAGGAAAAGUUUUAUAACUGGAUAAUCUAACGUUUUAAUCUAAUAGUCUUCACUCCACACGGCUCUCAACAGAUGAUCAGUGUUUGUUAUUAUCAGUUUUCCCUGAUAAUAGUUGACUUAAAAUACUCGUCUCCUGCUGCGCCGCUCUGUCAGAUUACGUUUUAAACCUGCUUCAUGUUUGUCAACUGAAAUCAUCCAAUAAUGUUCUAUUUGUGUUAACAUGUAUUAGACUCAUAUUCAAGAACAGCUAUGUUAUUACUUUUGGUGUGCAUACUUCCUGUGUUACGUUACAGCUAUAUCUACCAUAGCCAUGCUGUAGAAUUAUGAUUAUGUGUUGCCGAAAUGAAACAACU